Molecule: messenger RNA, 3040 nt
Organism: Pteronotus mesoamericanus
Lineage: Eukaryota; Metazoa; Chordata; Mammalia; Chiroptera; Mormoopidae
Exons: 20
Coding region: 73-2070 (665 amino acids)
Source: RefSeq, a predicted model, not a curated record
GGCACCGUCACUCCGCAGAACCGCUGGGCGAGCGCACCGGCUGGCUGGCUCUCGGGUGGCGGGCGGGCGACCAUGAGCCGUGUCUGGCCGCUGCGCCUGCUGCGGGCGACUGUCCGGCUAGGGCUGGGGCUCCGGCUCUCGCGGGCGGCCGCCUGGAGCGCAGGGCCCCGGACACCGGGCACGCGGGCGGAGGCCGGCGCGGGUGAGCAGCAGGGGUUGGGGAGCCGCGCCGUGCGCAUCGGCUGCGCCUCCGCCUUCUGGGGCGACACAGCGGCAUCAGUUCCUCAGCUACUAUACGGAGAGAAGCUGGAUUUCUUGGUCUUCGAUUACCUCUCAGAGAUAACGAUGUGCCUGCUAACUGCUGCAAAAGGAAAGUCGCCUGACUUGGGCUAUGUUCCUGAUUUUGUACAGACUGCCAUGGCUCCAUAUAUAAAGGACAUUCAUAAAAAAGGCGUGCGUGUGGUCAGCAACGCCGGGGGCACCAACCCUCUCGUGUGCGCUGCUGCCCUUGACAAGAUGGCCAGGAAGGCUGGUGUCGACUUGAACAUAGCAGUGGUCACUGGAGAUGACAUCAUGGGAGAGAAGGAGACUCUGCAAAGAUCAGCCAUCACAGACAUAGAGAGUGGGAAGAAAUUUCCAGACACCAUGAAAAGCAUGAAUGUGUACCUUGGAGCAAGACCGAUAAGCAGGGCCCUGGACCUCGGUGCCGACGUCGUCCUGACGGGGCGCUGCGUGGACAGUGCUGUCGUGCUGGGACCGCUCAUUCACGCUUUUGGUUGGAAGAGCAAUGACUAUGAUUUAUUAGCAGCUGGCAGCCUUGCAGGCCACCUCAUUGAAUGUGGCGCUCAGAGCACUGGUGGGAUAUUCACGGACUGGCAUUUGGUGCCAGACUGGCACAAUAUAGGAUUCCCCGUCCUGGAAUGUUUUCCUGAUGGGCAGUUCAUCCUCUCUAAGCCACCUGGCACGGGGGGACUGGUCUCCUUUGGUACAGUGGCUGAGCAGCUACUGUAUGAAAUUGGCGAUCCGCAGCGGUUCCUCUUACCUGAUGUGACUUGUGACUUUUCUCAAGUCUCUAUUACUGAAAUUCCAGGUGUUGAAGGUGGAGCAGUGCGUGUUCAAGGAGCAAAAGGAUGGUUUCCUUCUUCCUUUUAUAAGGUAAGUGCGUGUUACCACGAUGGUUUCAAAGCAACAGCUCUCUGCCCCAUGGGAGGACCAAAAGCAACUGAAAAGGGAAGGAGAACAGCUGAAAGUAUUUUGAAAAGAACUCGUCUUAUGUUUGAAGAGGCUGGUUUAGAAGAUUAUAGUAAAGUACACAUUCAAAUUUUAGGAUCUGAAGAAACAUAUGGAGCACAAGCUAAAGCAAAUUUAAAUGGAGGUCCUCGAGAAGUAGUUCUCUGGCUUUCCAUACAUCAUAGAGAGAAGAAGGCAGUGGAAAUUUUUUCAAGAGAAAUUGCCCCAGCAGGGACUGGAAUGGCACCUGGUCUGAUGGGAGUGGUUGGAGGUCGUCCAAAAGUGUCUCCUGUUUUAAAACCAUUUUUCUUCCUGUAUCCCAAAGAAAAGGUUAAGGUUGAUAUCCACCUGAUUAAUGGUGGACAUAUUGAAACCUUCCAUGAGGAUGUCACCUUUACACUGGACACAUUGGCUUCAGCAAAUUUACCCAAGACAGAUGAUGACCUAAAAGAUCUACCAAGUGGCUCACUGACUUAUCGCUUAGAAGAUCUGGCCUAUACAAGAAGCGGAGACAAAGGCAACUCUGCAAAUAUAGGCAUCAUAGCACGGCACCCUCUUUAUUACCCGUACUUAAAAAAAUUUCUAACUGCUCAAGCCAUAGAAGAUUACUUCCAACAUAUUCUGCAUAAAGAACAACCUGAAGGAAAUGCAGUAAUAAGGUAUGGUUCAAUAUAUGAAUUGCCAGGGAUAUAUGCAUUAAACUUCGUUUUGAAAAAUUCCCUGGGUGGUGGAGGCACGGCCUCCCUGCGGAGUGACCCACAGGGCAAAGCACUUGGACAAAUGGUAUUGGACUUCCAGAUAAAAGAUGUUCCUGAUUUAAAGUCAUUAGUAGGUGGCUAAGAGAACUUUGCCUUUGGGAAACAUAUUCUUAGUACAAAUGCAAAAAUGAACAGAAGGUAAAAGAAUAUGGAAAAUAUGCAUUGAAAUGAACACCAGCUUGGUGGAUUGAAUACCAGCAUUAAAAAUGUGGCCACUGGAAGGUAGAAGAGAGGAGCUGAUUUUUAACAAAUAUGGAACCAUAAACACCAAAGGUAUAUGUGACACAGACAAGAGAAGCGGUAGUUAUGUCCUACAGGCAUUUGACGAUGCUCUUCUUUUCUGUUAGGCAUAUACUUUAAAAAAGUGAUAAACUGUGAUUUGUUUAACAAUAUAUUCACUUUUAGAGUUAUCUCUCUCUGAUCCCCAAAUCCGAGAUGACAUAAUCUUGUUAUUUGUUUGAAGAGCAUCUUACUCUUCUUUUUAAAUGUUUUAAAAUACCAUAUUACCUAUUCUAAACAAUCUUUAUGAAUAAGCAUACAGAUUAAGUUCAGGUUCAAAGAAACACUCUAUCAGAAAAUUGUAACAGUAGUAUUCUCACGUUGAAUUUGGAAAAAUAGAAAAUAUCUCAAUAUUUUAUCCUCAGUAGGAAAAUGUUUGAAAAAUUAAUGUUAUAAUAUCCUAACACUUUGAACUCAAAUUAAAUUCAAGGUUUACUAUACAACUGUUUUCACAUUUUAGUCUAGGAGAAAACAUUUAACCACUUUUAAUUAACUAUCAAUAUUUUUUUUCCAUGGUAAAUAGUAUGGUGAUUUUGCAGUGAUUUGAUGUAAUAAAAAUGUAAUUAAGAAUCUUAAUGAAUUACUCUGAUAAGCCCAACUUUUCCUGGUGUCUAUCAUUAAUAUGUUACCCUUAUCAACAUUCUACCAUAUCCCUAAUCUAAUACUAGAGAUUGACCUCACUAAGCGAGGGCCUAUUGUUACUUAACAAAUGAGGAGGAAAAAGAUCAAGCUUCUAGGAAUGUGUAUGCAAAAAUAUAAAUAAAUGCUUUGAA